Messenger RNA from Vicia faba (fava bean), 843 nucleotides. Lineage: Eukaryota; Viridiplantae; Streptophyta; Magnoliopsida; Fabales; Fabaceae. The record is from the annotation of a GenBank genome assembly.
AUGAACUGCUUGUAUAUCUUUUUUAAUCCUAUGCAGCAAAACCACAUGCAAUUUACAGUUUUGCCUAAAGCUUCAACUGGACUUUGGCCCCAUUCAAAACUGGAAGGAAACAAUGCAAGGUUAUGUAGUCAACUUCAAAAGCUCUAUGGAAAGCUUCUAUACAAAUUUGAGAAAUAUUACUUCUACAGGUUUCCUGCAUCUCAAACUGCAACUGGCAGCACCAAAGCUAAAAGGAAGCAGGGAUCAACAUCAAGUUUGUCCCAAUUAAUGGAUGAUGGAGAUUAUCCGACAGAGGCAGAGAUAUCAAAGGACUGCCCUACCAAAGUGACAGCAAUACCUGAAGUGCUCCUACAAACACCAUCAAAGGACAAAGAAAAGAAGAAAAAGCGAGGUUGUCCUACGGGACGAAGUGGUUAUCAAAUUUUCCUCAAGCAGGAAUGUGCCCGAUUAAAAGCUUCUGGUCAGGACAUAGAUAGCAAAGCCAUCCUGCGCAUGGCUGUGGAAGAAUGGAAUAAGUUGUCAGACAUUGAUAAACAGCCAUAUGUGGAGGAAAGCAAGAAGAUGAAGGAACAGAAGAAGGAUGCAUUGAUGACUGACAAUAAUAAACAGAAGAGCAUUCAAGAUCUUAAGAAGGAUGAAAAGAAGGCUAAUGUGUGUUGUGGUGACUACUACUAUGUAACUUUGCAACCUCAAGCAAAUAACCCUCUUGUCAACAAUGCAGUAGUGGACUUGGCUUUUAAAAUGACAGAAAAAACAUCCAAGGACCCCUUCUUCCCAUUUGAUUUGGAUGCUUAUCGUUCAGUAGAUUUGCUAACUGGGUUAGCAAUAGGAGAACCCAAAUAA